Molecule: messenger RNA, 843 nt
Organism: Striga asiatica
Lineage: Eukaryota; Viridiplantae; Streptophyta; Magnoliopsida; Lamiales; Orobanchaceae
Source: the annotation of a GenBank genome assembly
CAUAACUAAGAUUACAGGUUUCAGCCCAAUACGUCCACGCACUUCAUCUCCAUACAAGUUACAUCCAAGCUCCAACCUAUCUUUAUCUCCAGAUCUAAGAGUACAGGUUUUGUUGCAGCUCGGAGAUCUGCGUUUGGUCAGUCCAAACUCCAAAGAUUGUUGCUCGCUUUGAUGGCUGGCAGGCGUGUCAACCUUAUUUCCAAGUUCGGAAUUAAAAAGUGUGUUGAGAGAUACCAUGGUGAUGAUCUAAUAAGUCGGUUGCCUGAUGACAUUCUCCUUGUUAUCCUAUCUUCCCUCCCAUUGAAAGAAGCUGGCCGCACAUGUGUUCUUUCAUCUCGCUGGAGAAACUUGUGGAGUUACAUCUCUUAUCUCAACUUUGAUGACUAUAGCUCCAUGGAGAAGAUUAUCCAGGACCCAAAUUUUCGCUCUGUAGAGAGGGAAAAGUAUGUAAGGUGGGUGGAUUCGGUUCUCCAAUCACAUAGAGGAUUUAGCCUGAAAGAAUUAAGAAUAUGUUUUAGUUUAAUCAAAUCACCGUCAAUUACGAAGUGGCUUGAAUUUGCUUUUGAGAGGCACAUCGAAAAGUUGGAAUUGAACCUUUCAGAUGGGGAUUGUGUUCAUGGAUCAGAUGAAACUUACGUGUUUCCUCAAGAGUUGUUACAGGAAAAUAGCAGAAUUUUCAACUAUAAAACCUUAAAAGUGUUGUGCUUAGACUGCACUAAAGUCUCUGGUGAAGCUAUCGAGUUUUUCUUACGUUACUGCCCAUUACUCGAGCAGUUAGUUGUCUGUUUCUCCGAAUUAUUGACCAGUCUUGAAGUUUGUGGACCAUCCCUUGUGUUAAAGCAU